AAAACAAAAAAUAUAUUUAUCAUUACUUAUAGACCAGCUAACCAGCUUAACAACCCACGUAUUGCUGGUUUGGACUUAGUAAACAAACAGUAGACUAGGAUCACAGCUUUUACUCAAUAUUUGAUUUUGAGUUUUUUUCACAAUGUCUGUCUGUACAACAAAUUACAAAAAAGAAAUUUUCAACUCUCUCCCGACUCUCCAUGAUGAUGAUUCAGAGGAUGAUCUGGAGGUAGAAGUGUAUUACAGAGUGAUAUUUAAGAUCAGGACAUGGGAUGGACAGAUGAGGUUUCAUGAAGCUGACCUCCCAGGAUCUGUUGAAAUACGCCACUUAAAGGAAGAACUGGCAGAUGAAUUGGGCCCACACGAGUCCAGUGAGUGGGUCAUUGCCAGGUCCAACACCCGCAUGUUGGACAACACCGUGAUACACAACAACUACGACGUCCAGCAUGAAGAGGUCAUCAAUGUCUUUGUACACAACCCACACUCCAGACACCGACAUCAAGUUCCAGUAAUGGAAGGUUCACAGAGAAAUUAAAAUCUCAUACCUAACCUGGUCUGGUCUCUUUAACGACUGUAACUAUAAAGUUAUAACUAUAAUAUAAAUAGAAACAUGUACAGCCUUUCACCAUUUUUUUUUUGUGUGGAUAUUUUUGAAAAAUUCCUUUUUUUUUCAAAAUUUUAAUCAGUAUAAUACAUGCAAAAAAAAAAUCUCAUGUUCUACAACCUUUAAAAUACCUUUUCAUUUCUCUAUGAUGCACUUAUCACAGAAAUGUAAAUUGUCACAUACCGAAAAAAUUGAAAACUGAUUAUUAUGUAGUAUUGUUUAUUGGAUGCUCAUAUCUUUAGCAGGUAUACCUUAGAGGGUACCCAUAUAUGAAUUGAGUUGGUGACAGGACAAAUGAUCUGAGACAAAAUAUCCCAGACAAAAUAUCUGACAGACCAAUGAUCUCAGGACAAAUGAUCUAAAGAACAAAUUAUAUCACAGACAAAAUAUCUCAGGA
Physella acuta is the source of this 1001-nucleotide messenger RNA. RefSeq lists its product as uncharacterized. The record is from RefSeq and is a predicted model, not a curated record. Lineage: Eukaryota; Metazoa; Mollusca; Gastropoda; Physidae.